GAGGGCGCUUCCUGGUGACUCUAAAUCUUGAUGCUGCACGAGCCUGAUUCAGUAUUCGCAAGAGGCUUUUGGGAGACCCUCUCUCUUUCGCUGGAUGCACGAACGGACUUUGCUGUCCCAGUUUACUGGACUUGUUCGUUGUGGCGAAUCUGCCGUUGCCGUGACGGUGGCUAGGCGCGCAGGGCCCUGACGUGAAGCUUGCGGAAUCUGCUGCGGGAAGAAGAACGCCAGGGUUCCUCGGGCAACUACAGUCAUGGCGGCGACUGCCCCCAGUGCGGGGGCCUCCGCGCCUGAGGCGGCGGGUUCCGCCGAAGCCCCGCUGCAGUACAGCCUUCUCCUGCAAUACCUGGUGGGCGACAAGCGUCAGCCCCGGCUCCUGGAGCCCGGCAGCCUGGGCGGGAUCCCGAGCCCGACCAAGAGUGAGGAACAGAAGAUGAUCGAGAAGGCGAUGGAAAGCUGUGCCUUCAAGGCAGCGCUGGCCUGCGUGGGAGGAUUUGUCUUGGGAGGUGCAUUUGGGGUGUUCACUGCCGGCAUUGAUACCAAUGUGGGCUUUGACCCUAAGGAUCCUUACCGUACGCCGACAGCAAAGGAAGUUCUUAAAGACAUGGGACAGAGAGGAAUGUCCUACGCCAAAAAUUUUGCCAUUGUGGGCGCCAUGUUUUCUUGCACUGAGUGUUUGGUAGAAUCUCACCGGGGGAGAUCAGAUGGCAGGAACAGUGUCAUUAGUGGCUGCAUCACGGGGGGAGCCAUUGGUAAUGUCAUUUCUCCUUGCUUUACAGCUGGCUUAAAGGCCGGGGUCAUUGGGUGUGGAGGUUUUGCUGCUUUCUCUGCUGCCAUUGAUUAUUACCUACGGUGAGAGUUCCUGCCUCCAGGGAAGGACACUGCCAGCCCAGGAUCAGAGCUGCUCUGUGGAGGCCAGUUCUGUCCCACUGCAGGGCCCUUGCUUCAGAGACCGCAGACCUUUGUUUUCCCUCCUACCGGUGGUGUCAUGAGGGAGCCACCUGGCUGCCGCCUGCCUCCACCUCUGAGGAGCGACAUCGUCCGCUCCCGGGUUCCCGCCACGCUGUGUGGGGGAUGUGCCAUGCCUGCCUCUCUCGGGCAGAUCAGGAGUGUGUUGACUGGUAGGAGUGAAGUUCCCUAAAGGUUCUGUCCCAACCACAGCUGGCCCUCCGGUGCUUUCCGUGCGGUGGGACCAGAGGUGACUGGACACGUACCCGGAGCUCGUGUACUUCGGAACCCCACGGAGUCGUCCGUCCCACAUGGCAGGGCAGCGUAAAUGUAGACUGGCCAACCCAUUGUGUCAUUUGUUUAGUGUUCUGCCAUCUUUGUUAAAAAAGUUAGGUUACAGUUUAAAAGGUUGGUUUUUCGGGGGAGGGAACAGCGACAGCGUGGUCCCAUCCGCUCCUCCUCCACUUCCCAUUACGGACAAUAAAGGCUUUUCAUACCGUAAAA
Molecule: messenger RNA, 1452 nt
Organism: Zalophus californianus (California sea lion)
Lineage: Eukaryota; Metazoa; Chordata; Mammalia; Carnivora; Otariidae
Gene: TIMM22
Product: translocase of inner mitochondrial membrane 22
Exons: 4
Coding region: 254-856 (200 amino acids)
Biological process (GO): protein insertion into mitochondrial inner membrane
Cellular component (GO): TIM22 mitochondrial import inner membrane insertion complex
Molecular function (GO): transmembrane protein transporter activity
Source: RefSeq, a predicted model, not a curated record